Myzus persicae (green peach aphid) is the source of this 1913-nucleotide messenger RNA. RefSeq names its product glutamate receptor ionotropic, kainate 2-like. Gene Ontology annotation, biological process: monoatomic ion transport; modulation of chemical synaptic transmission; synaptic transmission, glutamatergic. The coding region runs from base 33 to 1898 and encodes 621 amino acids. The record is from RefSeq and is a predicted model, not a curated record. Gene Ontology annotation, cellular component: plasma membrane; postsynaptic membrane. Gene Ontology annotation, molecular function: glutamate-gated receptor activity; transmitter-gated monoatomic ion channel activity involved in regulation of postsynaptic membrane potential. The transcript has 10 exons. NCBI's taxonomy places the organism in Eukaryota, Metazoa, Arthropoda, Insecta, Hemiptera, Aphididae.
GGUGAUUAUUUUAAUUUUCAGUAUGUGAAACUAUGGAAUCUGGGAUCGGUGCUGUUUUUGGACCGUCCAGUCUUGAAUCAUCAAACAUAGUGCAGUCACUUUGCGAAACUAUGGAAGUUCCACGUAUAGAUACCAGUUGGGAAAACACACCUGUUGAAAAUUUCAAUUUUUAUUUCAAUCCUUAUCCUGAACCAACAUUGCUAGCAAAAGGUUAUACGGCUAUAGUUCAUGAUAUGGACUGGAAGUCAUUCACGUUACUCUAUCAGCGACCAGAGUGUCUUCAGAGAUUACAAGACUUAAUACAAGAUUACUCGGGAAAAACAAAACCUAAUGACAAACAGGUAGCGGCCAUCUCCAUAUUACAAUUGCCCGAAGGCAAUAAUUUUAGACCGAUUUUAAAAGACAUUAAGAAGUCUUUAGAAGGUCACAUUGUACUCGACUGUGAUGCAGAUUUAAUAUUAACUGUAUUCAAACAAGCAAAAGAAGUUAACUUGUUGGAUGACUAUCAUAGUUUUAUCAUAACCUCAUUGGAUGCACAUACAGUAGAUUUUAGUGGUAUUGUGCAGAACUUGCGUACAAAUAUAACAACUGUAAGGUUGAUUGAUCCACUAAGCCCAUUUGUGGAAAAUAUUGUGAGAGAUUUGAAUUUUGUUCAACAAAGAAUGAACGUAAAUAUGGAACCUUUGAAAGCUGACAAACUUACUGUUAACUCCAUACUCAUAUAUGACGCGGUAAAUGUGUUUGCUAAAGCUUUAAAAGGCCUAGGUAUGAUAAAUAAAAUCAUCACUGAACCACUACAAUGUAAGAACUCGCCAUUUAUCCCCUGGUCCAAUGGAUUUAAACUUAUAAACUUUAUGAGAGUAAUUGAAACAGAAGGCUUGACUGGUCUGUUACGCUUUGACAACAAAACUGGUCAUCGAUCAUAUUUUACACUAGAAAUGGUAGAACUGGUUGAUACUGGUUUCAAAAAAAUUGGCUUGUGGGAUCCAGAGAGAGGCAUGACUUAUACGAGAACCAGCCUUGAAAUGCUUCGUGAUUUAUACGCCGGGAGUAAGAACAAAACAUUUAUUGUUUCAACAAAAAUUACUGAGCCGUAUUUGAUGUUAAAAGAAGGCCACAAUAAACUAGAAGGCAAUGACAAAUAUGAAGGAUAUGUGGUGGAUCUUAUACAAAUGAUUGCUAAAGAAAACAACAUGACUUAUGAAUUUCGUUUGAGAAGUGAUGGAAAUGGGAAACGUGACAAAAAAACAAACAAAUGGAAUGGAAUUAUCGGUGAAGUACAAGAAAUGAGAGCCGACUUGGGGAUCUGCGAUUUAACAAUUACUCACGAAAGAAGGUCUGCUGUGGAUUUUACCAUGCCUUUUAUGAACUUGGGUAUCAGCAUAUUGUUCAGUAAACCAGAAGAACCGCAAACCAAUCUUUUUUCAUUUACCCAGCCGCUUUCUUUUCAAGUAUGGAUAUUUACAGCAACCGCUUAUUUAGGCCUGUCUCUGGUAUUAUUUUUCUUGGCUAGAAUUACGCCCAACGAAUGGCAGAACCCUCACCCGUGCAAUCCUCAUCCACAAGAAUUAGAAAACUCCUUAUCAUUGCUUAACUGCCUAUGGUUUUCUAUGGGUUCCAUUCUUUGUCAAGGUAGCGAUAUUCUGCCUAGAGCUUUUCCAACCAGACUAUGUGCUGCUAUGUGGUGGUUCUUUGCUCUUAUUAUGACUCAAUCUUACACUGCUAACUGGACUGCAUUUUUAACAUCGAAUCGGAUGGAAACUACUAUAAAAAAUGUAGAAGAUCUUGACAAAAAGGGAGGCACAGAUAGCAUCAAGUAUGGAUGUGUAACUGAUCAAUCUACAGCCAGUUUCUUUCAAGUAGGUGCAAGGUGCACACUGCACACAUAUUUAUUCUAGACAGUAUUAACUAUU